GCCACAUCUACUUAUUUCAGAGAAAACCAAUCUGAUCUCCAAAAGCUGCUCUCACACUCUUACUUUCUCUUAGUGUGUGGAUGAAAUAAGGAAAAAUGGCUGAGGCCAGGAUUUUAGAUCACUUAUCAGCGGAUCAAUUCACCUGUCCAUUGAGUUUAGGUCUCCUAAAAGAUCCAGUGACGAUUCCCUGUGGUCACAGUUUCUGUAAGAUGUGUAUUAAUGACUGCUGGGAUAAGGAAGAUGAAAAGGGGGUUUAUAGCUGUCCUCAGUGUAAAGACACUUUCACACCGAGGCCUGUUCUACGCAGAAACAACAUGCUGGCUGAACUGAUGGAGAAACUGGAGAAAGCUGGAGUCCAAGCUGCUUCUCCUACUCACUGUUACGCUGGACCUGGAGAUGUGGAGUGUGAAAUCUGCACCGGAAGAAAACACAAAGCCCUUAAGUCCUGUCUGAUGUGUCUGACCUCCUUUUGUGAGACUCAUCUUAAACAUCAUCUUGAAAUUCCAGGUUUGAAAAAGCACACCUUAGUUGGAGCCUCAUCAAAUCUCCAGGAGAAGAUCUGCUCUCAACACGAAAAACCAAUCGAGAUCUACUGUCGUACUGACCAAAGGUCUAUUUGUUCUUUGUGUAUGUUGGAUAAUCACAAAGUUCAUGACACUGUAUCACUUUUAGCAGAGAGAACUGAGCAACAGUGUAAUCUAAAGGAGGAGCAGAUGAAAUCACAGCAGAAAAUCCAAGAGAAGCAGGAGAUCGUGGAUGAGCUGAAACAGGCUGUGAUCACGAUUAAGUCUCGUGCUCAGACGGCAGUGGAGGAAAAUGAGAUGAUCUUUACUGAGAUGAUCAGCUCCAUGGAGAAGAAGCGCUCGGAGGUAACAGAGCUGAUCAGAGCUCAGGAGAAGGAUGAACUAAGUAAAGCUGAACGACUUUUGAAGCAACUGGAGCAGGAGAUCUCUGAUCUUAAAAGGAGAAUCACUGAUCUGGAGGAACUUUCACAUACACAAGAUAACCUACAUUUCAUUCAGAGGUUCCAUUCUCUCUGUCUCUCGUCUGGACGUGAUUCACCUUGCAUCAUUGUCCAUCCGCAGCUCUCAUAUGAUGGCCUUAGAAAUUCUCUCUCAGAGCUGAAAAAGAAAUUUAAGGAAUUCUGCGAGGAGGAAUUCCACAAAAUCCCUCCAUAUGAUUUCUGUUAUCUGACACUGGAUCCCAACACAGCACAUUAUUUACUCCGUUUGUCUGAGAAUAACAGAGUGGUGACAUGUAGUAGAAAAAAGCAGCUGUCCGCUGAUCAUCCAGAGAGAUUUGAUUCGUAUUAUCAGGUGUUGUGUAAGGAGAGUGUAAGUGAACGCUGUUACUGGGACGUGGAGUGGAGUGGUGAUGGAGGUGUGGAAAUCGCAGUCUCAUAUAAAGAUAUCAGCAGAAAAGGACAGGGUAAAGAGUGCGACUUUGGUCGCAGCAGUCAGUCCUGGAGUCUGUGCUGUUCUCCUUCCUCUUUCUGGUUCUAUCAUGAUGACAUUAAAACUGAUCUUAGCGUUCCAUCUUCCACCAGAAUAGGCAUAUACGUUGAUCACAGUGCAGGAAGUCUGUCCUUCUACAGCGUCUCUGACAAGAUGAAGCUCCUCCACAGAGUCCACACAACAUUCACUCAGCCUCUAUACGCUGGGUUUAAGCUUGUUUUGUAUUCAACUUUAAAACUUAAUGACAAAAUAAUGUAGUGUGGUGUUUUAUUAUAUGUAACAGGAGGAUGCAGAACUUGCACAGUUACUAAUCGUUGUUUAGGUAUAAUAAAACUUUAAAACAGUAAAGUCUGGGCUCAGCUACACUGUUGUACAAAAAAAGUUUUUUUCAUUUUCAUGUUUUUAUUUGUGUGUUUUUGUUAAUAAAAUAUUAAUGGGCAUU
Molecule: messenger RNA, 1896 nt
Organism: Clarias gariepinus (North African catfish)
Lineage: Eukaryota; Metazoa; Chordata; Actinopteri; Siluriformes; Clariidae
Product: tripartite motif-containing protein 16-like
Exons: 5
Coding region: 96-1712 (538 amino acids)
Molecular function (GO): zinc ion binding; protein binding
Source: RefSeq, a predicted model, not a curated record